AUGGUGGAAGAACGAGAGGCAUUGGUAGCAUGCAGCGAUCAAAGCAUGAGAAUUGGAGUGACGAUAUGGGACAUGAAAACAGGAGAAAAGAUUAUCCAUAUACCAACAUGUUCUUCACCACCUUUUGGUUUGUUGUGUUUAAGAAAUCAGUUCCUUGUGGCAUCACAAUUGAACAAACAUGGAUCUAUGGGUGGUGGAUCCAUUGUUGUAUGGCCCUUGAACAAGCCUCAUCAACCGAUUAUGAAUAACACAGUGGAAGCCAUUGGGCCAAUUUCUUGCACAAAAGAUGGCAUAUACCUUGUGGGAGGUGGUUUAUCUGGAAAUGCUUAUAUCUGGAAUGUGAUUAAUGGAAAAUUAUUGAAGACUUGGGCAGCUCAUUACAAAUCUAUAAAACACAUAAUGUUUUCAAAUGAUGAUUCUCUUAUUGUUUCUGGUUCAGCUGAUGGCAUGUUGUGUGUUUGGUCCAUGAUAAGUUUGUUAGAUGUGGAAGAAUCAGAAAGCUGCAAUCCUUUAUUACAUCAUUUGCCAGGGCAUAUGUCCUCAAUAACAGGCCUUUUAGCUAUACCUUGCAAUUGUUAUUCAUUUAUAAUAUCAAGUGCUCUUGAUGGAACAUGCAAGGUUUGGGACUUUAUCACUGGAAAGCUUGUGCAAACUCAAGGCUAUCCUUUGGCAAUAACUUGCAUUGCCCUUCAUGAAGGUGAAAGUCUUUUGUUUUGUGGUACAAAAAAUGGAACAAUAUUUGUCAACAAACUUGAUAUUGGUUUGGAAGAUGGUUUUAAUUCAAUUAUUAGAGGAGAUCAAUCACUUGAACUCAAAGGACACAGUGGAGCCAUUAUUGCAAUGACAUCUAGUAGGACAAGCCUAAUAUCUUCUUCUGAAGACUGCACAAUAUGCAUAUGGGAUGUCAUCAACUGGACAAUCACUCGAAGGUUUAAUCUUGAAAAAGGGAAAGUAACUAAUCUCGUGGUAAUACUUCGAUCUUCGGCUCUCUCCACAUCAAAUCAUACAAGAGGCUCCAAUCAAUACAAUGUCUCUCCAUUAGGCAAGUCUCCUCUACAAAUCAAUGGACACAAUGAAACUACAUCUCUUAAUUCUUUGUGUCGCCUCUUCAAAGAAAAACAAACUCACAUUGAUUUAAGAAGCAUUGGUUUAUUGAGACAAAAUAUUUCUGGUCCACAGAAAGCACAUGUAUCUAUGGCCAUGACCAUGCAAAUGAAAGUGGACAGAAAUAUUGAGAAUCGUUCAUGGGCAACAAAGAUGGCAAAACAUGUUAUGGUGAUAAACAGAAAGAUGCAGUCACGGUUGUUGGACUUGAUACAUCGUAGAUUGUUUUGUACUAACAAAAUGAACUCUAAAAAAAGAGUAACACAUAAAACUCCUUAUUUAUACAUUAAUGCAUAUUGUCCUACAAUUAAGGAUGAUCCUAAUUUAUCUUCAUUUGAACAUGAUAGGAAUGAUGAGUAUGAACCAAAGGAAAGGGAUCAAGAAGCCAUAAAAAUGAAAUAUCUAGCGAGGAACGUUUUAUUAAGCACAUUCCAUGUUGUAACGGAAUUGAACAAUAGGGAUUGUAACCAUGCUUUGGCUUUGUCCCUAAGGGAGAAUGAGAAGUUGAAUGACUUCGAGAUCAUCGUCGUUGUUCUCGAGCAUAUCAGUGAAUUGCACAAAGAUGGAAAAGUGCAAGUUUGGAUCCUCCGUCAGGUUUCUGGAGAACUGGUUUUGUCGAACUAUUUGCAGCAAAGAGGGUUUUCGAAAUUAGACGCCAUAAUCGCAGGGCAGAUAAUGCUUGAAUGA
Molecule: messenger RNA, 1791 nt
Organism: Vicia villosa (hairy vetch)
Lineage: Eukaryota; Viridiplantae; Streptophyta; Magnoliopsida; Fabales; Fabaceae
Product: protein ROOT INITIATION DEFECTIVE 3-like
Exons: 10
Coding region: 1-1791 (596 amino acids)
Biological process (GO): rRNA processing; DNA-templated DNA replication
Cellular component (GO): nuclear pre-replicative complex
Molecular function (GO): protein binding
Source: RefSeq, a predicted model, not a curated record